Molecule: messenger RNA, 933 nt
Organism: Ostertagia ostertagi
Lineage: Eukaryota; Metazoa; Nematoda; Chromadorea; Rhabditida; Trichostrongylidae
Source: the annotation of a GenBank genome assembly
AUGGUAUUGGAGCGUUUUGCGGUGCAUGCUACGUGUUUCCCUCAGCUCAUUUUACAAAGCAUUUCAUAUCUUUUGCAGGAUCUCAAAGUGUCUGUGCUGAAAAAAGUGGACACAGAAUCUUCGACCGCCAGUCAAUGGUUCCCAAAAAAAGUCGUUAUCGUGACGGAUAAGCGACGUAUGGAAUCGAUGGCAUGGGCUCACAGCUCUAGUGAUCUGAUGGGUUGCUCAAGUUCAACGGAGAUUUCAUGUCCGAUUGAGAACGACUCCAGAGCUGAUUUGAGCAUGGAUUCUGACCCAUCCCUCUCCUCGAUCAACGCGCCAUCAUGGUACUCUUCACAAAAUCCGUCUAUGCCCUCGACAUCAUCAGCAAGUACAACGAGCAGCUUCCAGUUAAGUUCGAUCGAGAUUGAGCCUGAUAUUGACGCUGGAUCAAUGCGAAGUCAUAGUCCGCCAUUGGAGACAGAAAAUGGUGAAGUUGCAGAAAAGGGAUGCACGUCAAUUUUGAAGACACGCACCGCUCUACGGAAGCCCGCGUCAUCGGGCGGAGGCCCGCGAAAAGUCCAACGCACACGCAGUGCGAAACAUCUCUUGCGAGCGCUGCGGAAAAUCUUUCGUAGAGCGAACGAAGCUCAACCGGCACAUGCUGACACAUACAGGCGAAAGGUCUUUCCGGUGUGUCAUGAGCCGGGGCUGAUGGUAGAGUGUGUGCCGAUAAUGAGCGCAACGGACGGGAUAGGACCCGAGUGCUCCAUUACUUCAGCGAUUCGCCUCGACUGUCGCUGCCGAAUCGUAGCGAAUCGCGACGCGAAUCUGCCUAAUCUGAAUCGCCCAAACGUGAAAAACCCCACAAGUGCCAAAUAUGUCAGCAUGCCUUCUCACAUCCGUACAACUUACGUGUUCACAUCUCAAGGAGACACAAGGAAAAAAGUUUGA